Molecule: messenger RNA, 1704 nt
Organism: Branchiostoma belcheri (Belcher's lancelet)
Lineage: Eukaryota; Metazoa; Chordata; Leptocardii; Amphioxiformes; Branchiostomatidae
Product: potassium channel subfamily K member 10-like
Exons: 4
Coding region: 41-1207 (388 amino acids)
Biological process (GO): stabilization of membrane potential; potassium ion transmembrane transport
Cellular component (GO): membrane
Molecular function (GO): potassium ion leak channel activity
Source: RefSeq, a predicted model, not a curated record
ACAUCAACUGCGCAGUCUUUGUAAAGUCUGAACUUCCGUCAUGAGGAAGCUGACGCUGGUCGGGCUUCUGGUCGUCUUCGUGGGCUACAUUUUCGCGGGCGGCGGGAUCUUCCACUGGCUGGAGGCGGAGGCGGAGGAGAAGAUGCGGAAAGACCUGUUCCGAAAGCAGGAGGAACUUCUCCGCACGCUGGAAAGGUUCGUCGGUAGCCACGACGCGCACGACUGUCUCCAGGGCGGGACGACCUCGGAGAGUCCCUCCCCGCCCGCGCUGGACCAGCUGGACUGUCACGAGCAGCUGGGCUGCGUGUCGUCUGAAAACGUCACGGCCGUUCUACAGUCCGUUGUCAGUUAUGUAAACAAGAGGGGCCAGAACCUGACCAGGGAGGGACGCUGCGUCGAGACCAUCGACAUGCCUCUACUGGUCCUGACUCACAGGCAGCUGGAUGACAUCAUCCUGAAGGCCCACCAGGCCGGCAGACGGGGUCUCGACCCGCUCAGCACCCAGCAGAACAGCUCCCCGCCUCAGUGGUCCUUCCUGGCGGCCGUCGGCUUCUCGCUAACGCUGGUCACCACCAUCGGGUACGGGAACAUCGCGCCCAGCACGUGGGGAGGCAGGGCCCUGUGCGUGGUCUACGGGCUCAUCGGCAUCCCGCUCUACCUGGUUCUCCUGGACGGCGUCGGCAGACUGCCCGGCGGGCUGGUGCGGGACUUAGCUGUCCGCGUCUACAUCUCCAGAGGCUGGAACGCCAACACCGUUCGGAGGGUCGUCUGGUGCUGCCUGUUCACGUUCGGUCUGUUUCUGUUCUACCUGCUGCCGGCACUGGUCAUCUCGCUAGUGGAGAGCUGGACGUACCUGGAGGCCCUGUACUACAUGUUCGUGUCGCUCAGCACGAUCGGGUUCGGGGACUACGUGGCGGGAGUGCAGCUGGGGAGGUCCUACUGGGCCGCUUACAAGAUCCUCGUCUUCUUCUGGAUCGCCAGCGGACUGGCCUUCCUGGCCAUGGUGUUCGAUCUGUUGAAGCGGGGAAUCCAGGGCCUAGAUGAGCCGGACAAGACGGAGUCAUACAACCUGCCCAAAACUGUUACUAAAAACCGGCGUCAGGAGAAGGUUCACAGCAACGGGGCGGCUGGACAGGCACAUGUGGACAUGAAGUCCGAGAAUAACGACUACGUUUAUGAGAACAUGGCAAUGGACAAGAUGCAAUAAUCAUAUUUGUACGUAUACGUAGCUAUUAAUAGCUUUAAUCAGACAUUUGAAUAACCAUGAAAAGGGCUACACUACGACAUCUUUAAAUACUAGUAUAUGAAAUUAUACAGCAUCUGGUAACAAAGCAGGUGCACAUCUUUGUGUAAAUUUUCACAAUGGAGAGGACUUUAUGGUUUUGAUUUAUUUAUACAUACACUGAGGAUAAAAUCUAUCGCAUGACUGGCGUCACUUCUUUAAUCAUUUAUCAUGUAAUACCAUAAACCAGCUUGCCAUUAAAAGUCGGGCUGGUUUCAAAACUUCUUAUUUCAAAUGUUUAUGUAUGAACAUAUCAUUGCCAGGUAAGUACAAUUUUAUAUGCAAGAUACGCAGUGGUAUAUAUCAAGGCAUAAACGAAGCUGUUAAAUGAACGUAUAGACAACUAGCAUGCCUACAAUAUGUAUGCACACAUACAGUGGAAAAGAAAUAUUUAUUGCAAUAUCAUUCUUGUUUUAAUGUUA